AUGUCGGGCGAUGCGCCCACUCCGGAGGACAAGGCUAGAUAUGAUGCAGCGCGAAAAGAGCUCAUGCAGGCAUUGACAAAGCGGCGCAACAUCGACAAGCAGCUGGCAGCACUGGAGGUGCAGAUAUACAACCUCGAGGCGUCAUAUCUGACAGAGACUGCCGCGCAUAGCGGAGGAAAUAUCAUACAUGGCUUUGAGGGUUAUCUCAAAAACCCCACGGGAGGCAGGAAGAAGUAUGAAGUCACCGACGCCGAUCGUAUGUUCUCUCAGAGCAGCGUGACAUACAGGAAGUCGCUCGAUCUUGCCGGAGAAGGCGAAGAGUCCGCCGCCACGGCGGACGACCAUUCUCGUAUGUCCACACCUGGCAUCACCACUGUCAUCCUCCCGCCAUCAACCAGACCACCAGAUCUCACCCCGGCACAGCACAAGAAGAACAGAGACAGAGAGUACCAACGGAAAAAGCGGGCUAGUGCGCGGAACGCUGGGACACCGAUGAGCGAGGACGAGAGUGUUUCAGGCUCUGGGAGGAGACCUUCGAAGAGGGCACGUUUGGGUGACGAAGACUGA
Molecule: messenger RNA, 567 nt
Organism: Laetiporus sulphureus 93-53
Lineage: Eukaryota; Fungi; Basidiomycota; Agaricomycetes; Polyporales; Laetiporaceae
Product: NuA4-domain-containing protein
Exons: 3
Coding region: 1-567 (188 amino acids)
Cellular component (GO): NuA4 histone acetyltransferase complex
Source: RefSeq, a predicted model, not a curated record